AUGGGUUCUGGAGCUGAGAAGGGUCAGAAGGUUAACUUCGUCAACUUAGUUGCCAAUGUUAUCAUUGAGGCUAUUAUAAAAAUAGAGCAAGACAUGAAGGCCGCCGAGAAUGCCUCCACCAAUGCUACCUCCACUGAACAGCCGUCGCUGAUAGGAACGCUAGCUAACAUAUUCACGAAAGUCAUCAAAGAGUCUGUGAAAGUGGAAGAGGUGAACUACUGCGAGGGAGUGACAUGCCAUAACGGUGGGACGUGUAAAAAUCUGGCUAAACAAUACCGCUGUGAUUGUGUCCCUGGGUAUGAUCCUGACGACGACUGCCUAUCAGAUAUCGAUGACUGUGCACGUCUGAAACCAUGCAAAAAUGGCGGGGCAUGUGAAGACCUGCUUAAUAGCUACCGCUGUGACUGUAAGAGUGGUUACAGUGGGAAAACGUGUGAAGUGGAACCUACCCCAAAACCCACUCAGGCAACAACGACAACAACAACAUCAAUGCCCAUAAAUGGAACUGACGGCCCAGGUCAAAUAGAUGGACAAGACAAAAAAACGCCAGGGUCAAAUGUUGAACCAAAGGGAGAAACACCAGGUAUUUUGGUAACCCAGCACAUCAAGCUUGAUGCUGGAACAAAUGUAUCUCAAAGCUGCCUUGGAUCAUUGGAGGAAGGUGUAAAAAUGUGGUUUGCCACCAAUGACAUGAGCCAAAACCUGACACAGUUGUCACAGUACGUGUGUGAGGGAGAACUGUCUACUCACAGCAUGGUCACUGGAGUGUAUGUAAUGGCAGAAGGCAAUUAUGUCAACAUGGUAUUGAAGAUGAAAAUGAGGUUGUAUGCCGAGGAUGAUGACACGACACUUCUGGCACACCAUGUUGAACGCUGUGGCCAAAACAUGUUAGAGUAUUUCAGAAGGGAAGCAAUGUCCAAUAUGUCUAUAGCUGCAUGGGAGAUGGAGGCUACAAAAGAUUGCCCUGCUAUGAACUUAGUAGAUGCAACAUACGAACCUGGCAAGUUGGCUUGUGGUUAUGGGGAAGCUGUAUCCGAAAUGACAGGCUUAUGUAUGCCCGCGCCCUCCAAUAUAGUGGUGCUGUGGUUUAAUGCAAGCAGUGCCAGGAACACUUCUAUAUCUGAAGAGUGCAGUAUGUCGUAUGGUUCAAUUAUGAGCAUGCGCAUUGAAGAGCAUGCCAAGGCUAUAAAUCACUUGCUGAUGGUGACCUGCUACUCUGAUGAAAUGGUAAUUACGGGGGUACCAGGAUGGCCGCUUGUUCACCUCGAGACUUCUGGGAACAUGGCAAAGAUUAUUGUUUCUGGCAUUGUGCUUCAAAAUGGAACUGUUUCUGAUGAUGAUUACAAUGGUUGCUUGGAAAAGUUUGCCAAUGCAUUUCAAAUGAAUAUCUCGGAGGAAAAUCUUAUUGCAGGUAUGAAUAAUGCAACAGCUGGACAGUGUGCAGAUCUUCAGCUUUCUGGUAGAUCACAAUACUACCCCGGUUUGAAAAAUUGCACCACCCCUAACUACGUUUACAAUGAAGUUUCUGGUAGCUGUGACUGGGAAGCUGCAGAAGAUUCUGGUUCUGGUUCUGGUUCAGGAUCUGGGUCUGGUUCAGGAUCUGGGUCUGGGUCAGGAUCUGGUUCAGGAUCUGGUUCUGGUUCAGGAUCUGGACCUGGACCUGGGUCAGGAUCUGGGUCUGGUUCAGAAUCUGGGUCAGGAUCUGGGUCUGGGUCAGGAUCUGGUUCAGGAUUUGGUUCUGGUUAGAUCUGGUUCUGGUUAAGGAUCGUGAUUUCUGUCCGAAUGUUAAUAUCAUGAUCUUUGAAUUAUUAUAAAUUAUAUUCCUGUGUAUAUCAGCAUUAAAAUGUUACAGUCUCACAGUCAUCAGAAUGGAAAUGGUGACUUUGAUCACAAGCUUACAGUGUUUUCUGAAAAAUAUUGAAAUCUAUGGCAUGAUUUAUGGACCAAGGAUACUGACUUUCUUAGUGAACACAUUUUACUGAAUUGGUACGUUAUAAGUCAAAUAUGUAGACUAGAGGCUACUAAUCACUUCGUUAUCUACAGGGAGAGGAUGAUUGAUACAUCUAGACUGCUGUCACUUUCUGUUUAAUUAAAUUUUAUUAAGGGGUGACAGUAUUUAUUGUAAUGUAAAACCAUUAGCAGGUGAGCAAGAAAAGAUAUAACAGUUGUAAAUGUGGGAAUUAUGGGACCAAAAGUUAAAAAAUUGUAUUCUUUCAAACAGUGAUCUUUGAGGUGCAUUGAAACCUUGGCUCUUCUUAUUACCCUGUAUAUGUAUUAUUUAUUUUUAUUUUCACAUUGUUGGUUUAUUGAACAAUAUGCCAUUUUCAUUUAGUCGCUGUAAAGGAUAUUGUAUGAAAUACCCAUAUGUUAUAUAGGAAGAACAGACAAAAAGACGAAUAAAAUGAUAUUCGCUAAUUGAUAUAAUUUUAAAACAUAGCAGAAUAGAGGGUAUUUUAUACUCAGUUUGCUUCAAAGAACUAUGCAAUAAGUAUUUAACCAAGAAAUAUUUGAUAAGCUGUCAUAUGAAUGGAAAUAAA
Messenger RNA from Lingula anatina, 2537 nucleotides. RefSeq lists its product as uncharacterized. Lineage: Eukaryota; Metazoa; Brachiopoda; Lingulata; Lingulida; Lingulidae. The record is from RefSeq and is a predicted model, not a curated record.